Messenger RNA from Onychostruthus taczanowskii (white-rumped snowfinch), 3074 nucleotides. RefSeq names its product leucine rich adaptor protein 1 (gene LURAP1). The record is from RefSeq and is a predicted model, not a curated record. Gene Ontology annotation, biological process: positive regulation of canonical NF-kappaB signal transduction; positive regulation of cytokine production. The coding region runs from base 1 to 1143 and encodes 380 amino acids. The transcript has 4 exons. NCBI's taxonomy places the organism in Eukaryota, Metazoa, Chordata, Aves, Passeriformes, Passeridae.
AUGGUCCCGGGGGCUGGCACGGGGGCAGCCGUGAGGGGCAGGGCCAGCCGGACACGGGAGCAGCACCGGCCCAGCGCCCUAGUGGAGCUUCCCGCACCCCCGGGCAGCGGGGCUGUGCCAGCGGGAGGCCGGGCGCGCCGCGGGGAGCGAACCGCUGGGCCUGGGCGGGAUGUGGAGCCCCGGCAGGGCCAGGGACCCGUCUGGAGCACAGCGCGCCCCAGCAAGGCCAGGCGGGGCGGGGAGAGGAGCGCUCAGGGGCCCACAGGCACUCGGGGGGCGGAGGUGGCGAAGGGCACCCAGGCGCUCCGGGAGAGCCGGGUGUCUGAGGGCGGCAGCGAGCGGCGGCGCGGCGGGGCCGGGCUGGGCUGGGCUGCGCCGCCCGCGACACCCGCGCCGGCCCGCGGUGCCCACCCGCCGCUCGCCGAACGCCUCCGGACGCUCCGCCUCGAGCUGGCCUACCUGCGAGCGGUGGACGUGAAGAUCCUGCAGCAGCUGGUGGUGGUGAACGAGGGCAUCGAGGCGGUCAAGUGGCUGCUGGAGGAGCGGAGCACCCUGACCAGCCGCUGCAGCAGCCUGGCCAGCAGCCAGUACAGCCUGGUGGAGAGCCAGGAGGCCUCACGGAGGGGCAGCUGGGACAGCCUGCAGGACCCCAACGACAGGCUGGACAGCAUCUCCGUGGGCAGCUACCUGGACACCUUGGCUGAUGACAUGGAUGAAUACUCCCACAACGCUGCUGAAAGCGCCGCUGCAGCCACAUCGGGCAGAGCCCCGGCCAGGGCAGAGCAGGAUUGGGUCAGGAUCGACCUCGAGAGGGGUCUUGCAAAGCAAGAGAAGGACACAGAGGAGCACGAGUGGCCCCACGUGGACCUCUCCCCACCUGGGUUGCCCCAGGAUCACCGGUUUGCUGAGGAGCCCCAGGUGGCCAAUGGGUAUUUGGGCCAGCAGUCCCCCUCUCUGGAACCAGACAGAGACACCAAAUCACCACCAGGGGCCAGGGAGAAGCUGGGGAAGGGAAAUCCAGAUGGGAAGGCUUGGAAAGCUGAGGCUGACCUUGAGAACUGCAAACUCAACAGCAAACUGCACCUGGAGUACGAUGCCCACUGGCGCUGGCUCCAGUCACAGGAUGAUGUGACAUUCUUAUAGCCCGUGGCUUUGCCUUCCCAGCCCAGCUCUCCCAGCUGCCCACUCUGCUUCACUUCUCUGUGCUUGGGAGAGUUGGGGUGGCUGAAAAGGGGGGCCAGGCUGGCUUGGUGGGUUGCACUGUUCCUCUGAUGGCCCAAACAGCAUUUGGUGAUGCAGCCAUAAGGGACUGGGUGCCUGCCCUGCAGCGCAUUUCGGGGAGAGGAGGGGUGAAGUGGGUCCUGGUAGAUUUAAUCCUUUGCUCUAGGGUGUUGCUUGCAGGUGGCUGGAUGCCCCUCUGUUGUCCUUGGUGGUGGUGGGGAAACCUGGAACAGUGGUGUUCCUGGGAUCUCUCCCUCUAAUCUUCAGCUUCGUUUGUGCAAAAAACUGGAGACCCUUCCCCCAAAAUGACUACCCUGGGAGGACAGGAGACACUGCCAUGCAGCCACAGCUUGGUGGCACCAGCAUGCUCAGUGUGGGGCAGGACCAUCAGCAGGGCAUCCCUGUUGGAUCUGCUCAUUUCCAUCAUUGUCUUCAAGGCCAGUGUCCAUCCAGGGCAGAGCAGACCUGGGGUUUGGCCCCAGCAAGAGGUGGAUGCAAAAACACCCUUCCCUGCCUGGUUUAGAUGCCUCUGUGAAGGCAGUCAGAGGUGGGGCUGGGGAGCCUCUGUCCGUGCUCUGCAGAGGAAGGAUGAUGGUGCAGGCUUCCCCAUGUGAUGACAUGAGAACAACAAAGCACUGGGUGGGAAAUGGAAAUCCAAUUCUCCCAGUUUGUUCCUGGGCUGUCUUCCACCUUGGGAGCAGUCCUGCAGGAUCCCUGGGAUGUGGCAGCACACGGGCAGCCUGGCAGAGCCUGCGGGGCUCAGACUCAGAGAGGCUCCUGCUCUCCCCUGACACGGUGUGGUGGUGGGGAAGGCUGGGUUUCUCUGUCUGUGGGAUGAAUGGUGCCAGGUCUCUGCCUUCUACCAGCAACCAGAAGCAUGAGGCUGCUCUGUCAGGGUGGAUUUGCAGUGACUCUGCCCUGGAGACAUCUCUCUCUUCUUAGCCUUGGCUUCUGCCUGUGCCUUUAGCUGUCCCCACCAUGCCUCCCAGCACGCCCCUCGCUGGCUUGUAGAGCAUGGCUUGCAGCUGGAGCUGUGUGAGAGCUUGGGCAGGAUCUUCUGCCUUCACCAGAUGAUGCAGGAAAGGACCUGAGCAUCCUGAUUCAAGGAGCCAAGCUCUUCCACAUUUGCAGAUAAGCCUGGAGUGUCCUGACUUCAGAACCCAUGGGUACGUCUGUCCCCAGCCAAGUGCUGUGACAGCUUUGCUCUCACCAUCAUGCUGUUGUUCCCUUUCCUGCGUGGGUCACAGCUUGGAUCUGUCCGUGCUGGGAUGGCAGGAGUGAGGACAUUGUCUCAGAAUGUCAGUGGGAAGCUAAGAGAGAGGGAGGUGACUGGCUGUGACUUUGCAGAUGAGAGCUGUGAGCUGGCUGUGGUUAGGAAGGUGGUAGGGUGCACAACAGGUUCGGCUUGGUGUCUCUGAAGCAGCACCUUCAGUGGAAAUUACCCUCUGUUCUGAGAGCCCCAAGCACCCUCCCUUCCCCUGCAGAUCAUCAGAACCUCCCUGGAUGGAUGUGGAGAGCAGGACAAUACCCAAAAUUCUCAGAGAUGGUACCUGCUGAGGACCUGGGUGAAUCCCAGCAAACUGGGAAUGGGUUCCCUUAUGCAAUAAGCAUCCAUCUGCCUGCCCUGGAGCAGCUGUGCUUGCCUUGCCAUUGCCUGUGAGUAGCUUGUGGCUCCCUGCUGACACUGAGCCACCAUGUCCCCAAGGCUGGCUGUCCCCUGCUUUCCUGCUAACCCUGCAUGCAAUGAAUCUGCUGAGGGUCCCUGGGGGAGACAGGGUAAGUCCUUUGGCACUGUUAAAAUAAUUCUCAGCAAAAAAUAGCUGGCUUAAUAAAUGUUUGUGAUUCUCCCAGGC